Cottoperca gobio is the source of this 2345-nucleotide messenger RNA. RefSeq names its product pyruvate dehydrogenase E1 component subunit alpha, somatic form, mitochondrial-like. Lineage: Eukaryota; Metazoa; Chordata; Actinopteri; Perciformes; Bovichtidae. Gene Ontology annotation, biological process: pyruvate decarboxylation to acetyl-CoA. The record is from RefSeq and is a predicted model, not a curated record. Gene Ontology annotation, cellular component: intracellular membrane-bounded organelle. Gene Ontology annotation, molecular function: pyruvate dehydrogenase (acetyl-transferring) activity.
AAUAUUUUCUGUCCCGGUAGAAAUGCGACCUGCACCGCCUGGAGGACGGCCCUCCGUUGAAGGCGGAGCUGACCCGGGAGCAGGGCCUGCAGUAUUACCGCGUCAUGCAGACCGUGAGGCGCAUGGAGCUGAAGGCUGAUCAGCUCUACAAACAGAAGAUCAUCAGAGGCUUCUGUCACCUGUAUGAUGGACAGGAAGCGUGUGCAGUGGGCAUCGAGUCGGGCAUCAACCCCUCUGACCACCUGAUCACCGCCUACCGCGCCCACGGGUACACGUACACCCGCGGCAUCGCCGUCAAAGAGAUCCUGGCCGAGCUCACGGGUCGUAAAGGCGGCGUGGCCAAAGGAAAAGGAGGUUCGAUGCACAUGUACGCUCCACAUUUCUACGGAGGCAACGGCAUCGUGGGCGCACAGGUUCCUUUGGGAGCCGGCAUCGCGCUCGCCUGCCAGUACCAAGGCAACAACCAGGUGUGCGUCUCCCUCUACGGAGACGGAGCCGCCAAUCAGGGCCAGCUGUUUGAGGCGUACAACAUGGCCGCCCUCUGGAAGCUGCCGUGCAUCUUCAUCUGCGAGAACAACAAGUACGGUAUGGGGACGUCGGUGGAGAGAGCGUCAGCCAGCACCGACUACUACAAGAGAGGAGACUACAUACCAGGAAUCAGAGUGGACGGGAUGGACGUCCUGUGUGUCAGAGAGGCCACCAAGUUUGCUGCAGACCACUGCAGAGCUGGAAAGGGUCCCAUUAUCAUGGAGCUGCAGACCUACCGUUACCAUGGACACAGCAUGAGUGACCCGGGCGUCAGCUACCGCACUCGUGACGAGAUUCAAGAAGUGCGCAGCAAGAGCGACCCCAUCACCAUGCUGAAGGAGCGCAUGCUCAGCAACAACAUGGCCUCUGUGGAGGAGUUCAAGGAAAUUGACAUUGCGAUCCGUAAGGAGGUGGAGGAGGCGGCUCAGUAUGCGACCUCAGAUCCAGAGCCGCCGCUGGAGGACCUCUGCAACCACAUCUACAGCAACGACUCCCCGCUGGAAGUCCGCGGGACAAACCCCUGGGUCAAACUGAAGUCCGUCAGCUAGACGCACACACUCCAGAUACACAGCGACCUUCACAGACCCUGCGUACUGCACCCCGACCCUUCCUCGAUUCUUAGAUGAGUCCGCACCUGAACAGGACUCUGACCUGAAACCUGCCCGUGUUAUUUAUUCAUAGUUUUAUAGAGAGAAUAUAUUUAAGAUUUAUUUGUCUGUACGUCUGACCAGCCUGUCGGUGUCGCACCAUCAUCAUCAUCACCAUCAUCAUCAUCACCCUCAUCGAGCCGCUGCUGCAGAUGUGCUUUGUGUCGUAUGAGAAGAUUCUGUGUACUUCACAGGUUUUAAAUGUUUCAGGGCUGCACGUUAUACGCACAACUUAGCUUUCCUUACAUCUUCUCCAUGUGCUGCGUCUAUUCAGAUGUUUCCAACGUUUAACCUUCAGAUUCUGCUUUAAGAACCAACAUUUACUCAAGUACUGUACUUAACUCACGUAAUACUAUGUUACUUUAUACUUCACUACAUUUCAGAGGAAAUAUUGUGCUUUUAUUGUGUUCAGAUUAAUAAUGUGUAUAUAUUGCAGAUUAAGAUGCACAAUAUGUGAAUAUUAUAAUCCAGUAAUAUGAGAUUUAGUCUAAAAUGGGUCGUUCUGCGUCAUAAGUACUUUAUUUUUUAGUACUUUAAGUAUAUUUAGAUGCUAAUACUUUUACUUGAGUAACAUUUUGAAUGCAGGACUUUUACUUUCUAAAUGUACUCGAGUAAAACCUCGGAGUACUUCUUCCACCUGCUGCUCAUAGUGUGUGUGUGUGUGUGUGUGUGUGUGUGUAUUUAUUUGAGUUGUAGGACUUUACAGUUCGAGGUUUCUGAAUAUUAAGAUGACUGUUGAUCAGCAUCAGAUCCCUGAACUCAAUACUUCAGGUUUUAUCCAACGUUUGCUUCGCUGGACAACUUCCCAAAUAAGACAAAGUGAACGUGUGAAUCUAGUUUGUUGAUUUAAAAGAUGGAAGAAACUGAAGACGGUGCAAUAUAUAGUUUCUGUUUGGAGAUCUUGUGACUGUUCGUGUAACGAUGCUCCGAAAAUGUGCAACAAGUAUAUCUCUGUGUUCGCUUGUGGGAAAAUGUGAAGCGGAGAAGAAACUGCAGCAUCGACGGGAUUCUCUGUUCCUCAUGUCACAAACUUCUGUUCUUCACUCUAAAACCUGAACUUGUACAGAUCUGAAGGUGUGUGUGUGUGUGUGUGUGUGUCUCAAAGACUGUUUGUUUGGCUGUAAAUAAAUGCAUAAAGAAAGCGUGAAGAUAAAUUGUGUUAAUUACGAA